AUGAAUUUUCUAAAGUCCUUUCAUUAUAAGGUUUUGUUAAAUGAUAUUAAAUGCAAUUACAAAAUUUGUAAUUAAAAUAAAGAGAUAUUUCUCAAAUUCUAAAAUAAAUAUUUUUUAUUUAAGAUAGGAAAUUAGUGUAUGGAGGAUAAGAUAACUUCUAUAAUUACAGAUGAUAGAAUAGAUGAAAUCUUUCAUCUAAAAGCAUCAAAAGAAGAGCUCCUGAUAAUUUUGAAUUAUAUCAUAAUGGACUAUAAAAAAUAUUAAAUGACAGAUAAAAUAUUACUACAAUCUGAUAAGUUAUAGAAACUGACAUUUGAGGAAUGUUUAGAUAAGCGUUUUGUAUAUUUAUUUGUUCCUGGAGUAAGAAAUUCUAUGGAUUCUACAUGUCAAAAAGAGGUUAGAUAUACAUAUGAGCCAAGAGAUGGUAAGAUAAGUAAAGAGAAAUAUAGAAAUGGACGUAAAACUGAAUCGACAGAUAUCACAUUUGAAUAAAUAAAUAAAAUGGUUUGUUCUUUCAAUUAAAGCACAGGGGUUUUUCUGUCAAGUAAACCUAAUUUUGCAGAAAGUAGAUUUGUGGCUCCUUUGCUUCCUCAAGAAGAAGUGGCAAAGAGAGAAAAAGUUUAAGUGAAGGGGGGACAAAUGUAGUAUGUAUAAUAGCCAAGAAAAAAUCGACCUGCUUUUAAAAAUUAUACUGUUGAAGAAAUUUCUAAACACAAUAAACCUGGAGAUGUAUGGACAGUAUUGAAUGGAAAAGUCUAUGAUAUAUCAAUAUACAUGGAUUAUCAUCCUGGAGGAGCUGAAAAAUUAAUGUUAGGAGCAGGAAAAGAUUGUACUAAAUUAUUUAAUUAAUUUCAUUCAUGGGUUAACGGACAUGCUUUUUUAGAACAAGAUUAUAUUGGCAAUCUUAAGCAUUGA
Paramecium sonneborni is the source of this 915-nucleotide messenger RNA. The record is from the annotation of a GenBank genome assembly. NCBI's taxonomy places the organism in Eukaryota, Ciliophora, Oligohymenophorea, Peniculida, Parameciidae.